Rodentolepis nana is the source of this 1587-nucleotide messenger RNA. The record is from the annotation of a GenBank genome assembly. NCBI's taxonomy places the organism in Eukaryota, Metazoa, Platyhelminthes, Cestoda, Cyclophyllidea, Hymenolepididae.
AUGUCUUGGUUCUCAGAUUUGUACGUCUCAGUGGCGAUGAUAUUUAUCAAACUUAUGGUUUACGCCUACGAAUAUCUGACGUUACCGAUAUACUUCAUGUUCAGCAAAACCGAAUACUUCAUGCCAUUUCCGGAAGAUGAACAAUCCUACUUCAAAAAAUUUGCAGCUGAAGAAUCAAGAACUUUAAGCAUGCCCAUUGAAAAAAAUGAUCCUGGCAGCCCAUGGCGGGCUUCUGAAUAUAUCGAUAAUUUAGUUACGGAGGCUUUGCCAGGUUGCUCAACACUGUCCGAACUUUGGCUUCGCACAGUCAAACUGUGGCCAAACAAACCUGCUUUGGGUACAAGAAGAAUUCUUAACACUGAUUACGAGGCAAUGCCCAGCGGCAAAAAGAUGGUCAAGCUAACAAUGGGGGAAUAUUUGUGGGAGACUUAUGCUGAGGCAGAAAGCCGAGUCUCAUCUCUAGCAGCAGGUCUUCGUUCCAUUCUAGGACCAAGCACGCUAGAUAGGAAGGAAGAAAAUAGCUGUCCCACGCCGCUUAUUCUUUUCUCUGAGACUAGAGCUGAGUGGCUCUAUGCAGCUGUAGCGACUUGGCGUCUUAAUCGUCCCAUUGCCACUCUCUACUCUACCCUCGGUGAUGAUGCUGUUGUCCAUGGACUUGUUGAAACUGAAGCCUCUGUGAUCUUUACAAGUGACGAGUUACUCUGCAAAGUGGUGAAUCUUCUUCCACGCUGUCCUCUAGUCACGCAUGUCAUCUACUUCUCCAACGGUGUGGUCCAGAAGCACUCGUGUCUUGAUGUGAAUGACCUCGCUCGUCUCAAUGCAACAGCCCGCCACUCUGUUGAGACGGCUAGAAAAGCCCUUCCUGACGGCGUGACACUCCACGACAUUCUCGAAUUGGAGGCUAUUGGAACUGCUGAAAUUUGUGGUGGUGCUGCCAAAAAAAUAGAGUCUACCCUCAACUGGCAACCACCAGCCGAUGAAAGACCCAAACCCAACGAUCUGGCCGUCAUUAUGUAUACCAGCGGCUCUACCGGAGCACCAAAAGGUGUUGAGAUAACUCAUGAAAACAUACUCUGCACAAUUGCUGGUCUCUUCCGUCGUUUACCGAAAUUGAAUAUUGAUUCUGAUAUCUACAUCGGAUACCUUCCACUGGCCCAUGUUCUGGAACUGACCUGUGAACUGUCGGUUCUUAUCUUGGGCAUUCCAAUUGGUUUCUCCAAUCCCCAAACUCUCACAGACACUUCGACCAAAAUCAAGCAAGGAGCUUGUCGUGGUGACAUUAUUGUGCUCAAACCAACUCUCUUUGCCACUGUACCCACCGUCCUCGAUCGGAUCACAAAGUCUGUCUGGGAAAAGGUCAAGGAGGGUGGUCCAUUGAUGGAAGCUAUAUUCCACUUCGCAUAUGAUUACAAGUGUCGACGUCUUCACACGGGUUUCCCGAGUUUCUUGGUGGAUCGGCUUAUUUUCCGCAAAGUGCGUGCUCUGGUUGGUGGUCGUUUGCGCUACAUCGUCUCAGGUGGUGCGCCUCUCUCCGAGGAGUCCCAUCUCUUCACCAAUGUCUGCUUUGCUCCCAUUAUGCAAGGGUGA